Molecule: messenger RNA, 596 nt
Organism: Habropoda laboriosa
Lineage: Eukaryota; Metazoa; Arthropoda; Insecta; Hymenoptera; Apidae
Exons: 4
Coding region: 31-549 (172 amino acids)
Source: RefSeq, a predicted model, not a curated record
CCGAGUCUAUCACGAAGCUGUGUGAACACCAUGAUGCAGAAAUUUCUUUGUUCGAAGGUCCACGUUACGCUGCUUGUCUUCGCUGUGAUCCUGGUCGUGUCGAUAGAAUCGAAACCGACCUGGCCAGAUUUGUACCUGAACAAUUAUCAGUACCCCUCUGAGACCAUCGCCGUGGAACCGCAGCUUCUUCACUACAAAACACCGUCGUAUUACGUUUACAGUGUACAGACGGACAUGAACGUGAUUCCCACUGCUGUACUCGCAAAUGGGAAACCUUCCCAUGUGCCUGAUUAUAGCCUCUAUUACGGGGCCCCAGUUUACGACCUCCGAUUUCCAUUGAAUCCGGUUUAUCCUGUCUUGAAACCAGUCCAACCAGGAAAACCGCCCAAAUCAACACCGCCAUCAACGACCACUAUGAAACCAAACGAGGGGAGUGAGGACGGUAUCGAGAAAUUGGAUACAAAGGUCGAACCUGAAGAGGAAAAAAAGAAGCUGAAUUAUAACGAAGAAAAUAGCGAUAAGGACAGCAUCACUGUCGAAGCCGUUUAAAACGACUGUGUCACAGCCUCUGUGAACCGAUACAAUUUCAAUAAAAC